Molecule: messenger RNA, 1230 nt
Organism: Eimeria necatrix
Lineage: Eukaryota; Apicomplexa; Conoidasida; Eucoccidiorida; Eimeriidae
Exons: 1
Coding region: 1-1230 (409 amino acids)
Source: RefSeq, a predicted model, not a curated record
AUGGAUGAAGUAUGUGUGGAUCUGACUGGGGACUCUGGGGAUGAGGACUUCAAUGUGAACUCUGAGCAGCAGCAGCAGCAGCAGCAGCAGCAGCAGCAGCAGCAAACAGAUGAAGAGGAGGAUGAGGAUGACUAUGAAGACGCAGAAGAAGAAGAGGAUGACUUUGAUGAGGCAGCAGCAGCAACAGACGAGGAAGCAGCAGCAGCAACAGAUGACGAGGAAGCAGCAGCAGCAGCAGCAGCAACAGAUGACGAGGAAGCAGCAGCAGCAGCAGCAGCAACAGAUGAGGACGACGCAGAAGCACCCGCAACAGAUGAUGAAGCAGCAGCAGCAGCAAGAACAACAGACGAUGAAGGCUCAGCAGCAGCAGCAGACGAUGAAUCAGCAGCAGCAGCAGCAACAGAUGAUGAAGCAGCAGCAGCAGCAGCAACAGAUGAUGAUGAAGCAGAUGAAGACGAAGAUGCUUCCGAUGAGUACGGAGACAGCGAAGAAGAGGAGCCAGCAGCAGCAGCAGCAGCAGCAGCAGCAGCAGCAGCAGCAGCAGCAGCAGGGGACAGUGAGAAGGAGGCGUCAGCUGGGGAGGGCUCAGGUGGAGAAGCAGCAGCAGAAGAGAGGCCCCUUAGGGGCAGCAGCAGAAAGCAGCAGCAGCAGCAGCAGCAGCAGCAGCAGCAGCAAAGGCGUCGCAGAGGCGCAGGAGCUGGGCGAGGGGCUGUCGAUACACCUGAAUCUGUUGAGGAUACACCUCAGAGCAGCAACAAAUGCCGCAGCAGCAGCAGCAGCGGCAGCAGCAGCAGCAGCAGCAGCAGCGACAGAAGCGACGAUGCUGCCUCUUCUCCUUCACUAGGGCUAGAGAUCUCGGCGAAGGAGCAGCAGCAGCAGCAGCAGCAGCAGCAGCAGCAGCAGCAGGGGCUGCUGCUGAGUGAGGAGAGCAGCAGCAACAAGGGGAGCGCAGAGUCAGAAACACCAGCAGCAGCAGCUGUUACUGCAGCGCAGCAGCAGCAGCAGCAGAACGAAAUGCUGCAGCAGCAGCAUGACGAGCUGAAGCAGCUGCUGCAGCAGCAGCAGCAAACUGAGGGCUUUUCAUUCCUCCCGGGUAUCGCCAGAGCCCAGGUGGCAGCAGCAGCAGCAGCAGCAUGGGGGCAGACAUGUAUCGCGAGAUACGAGAGAGCAUUAGAAGAGCAACAGCAGAGACACUGGAGAGCAACAGGAGGCGGCACGAGUUGCUGCUGA